AUGGAACACUCGUCUCCCUUGGCUGCGAUGCAGCCUCCCUCUAUGCUCUUUGGCCAUUGCUUCCGUGCAGAUGGGCCUACGUCGUAUCCGUCUUUGUCUGGGUUUGGGCAUAAUAGCUUCAACUUCAAAGAUCUGUCAAUGAAGAAGUCCGGUCCGGAUUACUUCAACGUCAAGCCCAUUCCCUCACCAACAGCCAGCCUGGCCGCGGAUCUGUCUCAGAACUUUCACAUUGAUCAAAGCCCUCAAUUGGCGACGCCACGGCGGUCUUUGUUCACCAGCAACAUUCUGGGUCAAGCUAAUGCUCAUGAUGAUCUGAUGACCACGCCACCGCUUCCCUCAUCCCCGGCGAUGGACGUUAUGGAGAUGUCCCCUCUACCCCACAAGCCCGCCUUCGUCGUCACUACUGAGAUUGAGGUUCACUCACCCUCUCCCGUCUGUAGUCCAAUGGACUCGCCCAUCAUGUCGGCCGCCCCUAGCCCUCUGCAGGCCUCUCCCAUGGAGGCUCUGACUCGGGCACCUUUUGAACGACGUCGUCCUCACUUCCUACGCCCCAGUUUGGCCAAGAGCAAGGCUCAGUCCUUCCAGCUCGGCAUGAAUCGCCCCCACAACGAGAGCAAAGCUCCUCCCUUCCGGUUCAGCACCGCUGGAGCCAAGACCUCGCUGAGCACUUCCACCUCCCUGGAGGAGAUGUUCGGAGACUCUCCCCCUCAGGAGAGAACCCUCUCUCGUAAUAACUCGUCGAGCACUCUGGCUCUGCCGCGUCUGCGGCCACCCUUCCAACACGCUCGUAGCAGCGGCUCGCCCGCACCAAACUCCAUUCGCAAGCCCUCCCAUCCCUUGAUGCGUCCUCGCAAGCAAUGCCGACGAUCAUUGAGUAUGUUUGAGCACCCGGCGGAUGUGAUUGCCGACAAAGAGGCCAAGGUACCCACAAAUGCACCCCUCCAGUCCAUUAGCGACAUGGACAGUCCACCAACCCCACAGCUUCCUCACUUCGUCCCUGAGGAUCGGGCGGACAAUCUGCCUCGCAUCGGCAAGCACACUCUGCUUGAACUUCUUGACGGAAAGUUCAAUGACCGCUUCGACAACGUCAUGAUCGUUGACUGCCGCUUCGAGUACGAGUACGAGGGUGGCCACAUCAACGGCGCCCUCAACUACAACGACAAGGAGCGACUUGCGGGUGAACUGUUCGCCUCUCCCAAGGCCCGGACAGCUCUAAUCCUGCACUGUGAAUAUUCCGCGCACCGCGCACCCAUUAUGGCCAAGUACAUUCGCCACCACGACAGAGCUGUGAAUAUCGACUCCUACCCUAAUCUGACGUACCCCGAUCUGUACAUCCUCGAUGGAGGCUACAGUUCCUUCUUCGCAGAGCAUCGUGCUCUCUGCUAUCCCCAGAACUACGUUGAAAUGAACGCCGAUGGUCAUGAAUUUGCCUGCGAGCGCGGGCUCGGCAAGGUUAAGCAGCGUUCCAAGUUGAACCGCGCUCAGACUUUUGCCUUUGGCCAGCACUCCUCCCCCCAGAUGGAAGAUAGCCCGACUGGUCGGCCCCGUAUGGGCGCCGAUCGCACCGCCCAUCUUCUUGCUUCUCCAUUGGGGUCUCCCUUUGCCGAGAGCCCGGUUCCCAACAGGACGCCCGGGCGUCGCAUGCUUUCUUAUUGA
This is a messenger RNA of Penicillium brasilianum, 1656 nucleotides long. The record is from the annotation of a GenBank genome assembly. Lineage: Eukaryota; Fungi; Ascomycota; Eurotiomycetes; Eurotiales; Aspergillaceae.